Messenger RNA from Trematosphaeria pertusa, 4171 nucleotides. RefSeq lists its product as uncharacterized. Bases 64 to 3999 code for a protein of 1311 amino acids. The record is from RefSeq and is a predicted model, not a curated record. Lineage: Eukaryota; Fungi; Ascomycota; Dothideomycetes; Pleosporales; Trematosphaeriaceae. The transcript has 3 exons.
UGCACUUUCCUUGUGUCGCCUGAAAAUCAGUGCUCGUGUCGAAUUCGUUCCAACUUCGCGAUUAUGGCAAGUGCGCCUCAAGCGAGCCCCGACUCCGCCGUACAAAGCACUCCAAAUUCUUCGAUUCUUCCUUGCAUCGGUGAUCCAGUCCUCCAUCGGGAGCAAGAUUCAGAGCGGCGUAUCAUCAUGGAGGCGUCUGUUAGUCGAGAGGUCGUGUUUGUGGAUCUACACGGGGGUAGCAUAAAUGCGAACUCUAACUUCUCAGGCGUACGCCUUCUCACUGCCGCUAUAAAGUCUCUUGAAGCUGCAGAUGCCGCGACGCAAUGGAGAGGCAAGGGCUUCUACGACCUCUUCGGGCAACAAGACGGGCCCGCAACGCUCUCCACCGAUGUUGGGACCGAAAUACCAGCCUGUUUUUUGUCCCUCUGUUGGCAGGAAUGCCCACUUGCCGUGGAUGGCCGAUUCUCAGUGCCCCUUGCCCUAAAGGACGCGCCCGGCCCCACCAUAUGGGCCUGGAUCCUUAUGUUCCCCGAGCAAACUAAUUUGGCCGGCGUUGUGGUGGAUGAGGUUAACGAAGGUGCUGUUCCUCCUCCAAGGGCCGUGUUUCUGCCGAAACGAGCGCGUCUCCUACGAAGUGUACGGAAGGACGAGGGAGAGGCUACGACGGAUUUGAUGCCGAGCAGCGCUAUCCAAAGACGAGUUCCUACAGCCAGUUCGGAAGCAGAGAUCGCAGCCAAUCCUGAGAUCUACACCGAGGACCCAGGUUCGUACGGAAAGCCCUUCUCCAAUCCGGAGCGCAUCGUUUCCGAAACCUCAGUAUAUAGCGUCUUUCGAGUGGAGCAGCCGGGUCUUUCGGUAGCCACAACUGGCGCUCUCCAAGAACCCGCUUUCUUCGUGGAGAGAUACGGGAAGAUGCUCACCGGAAGUAUGCAAGCACAGAUGGAUAAAUUGAUAGCACUUGGGUCGGAGCGGGGCAUUUUGGACGAACAUCGUCCAAUUCAGUGGGAAGGCGAAGGAAUGCGCUAUCAGGCUUGUACCGUUGCCAGAGGACAUAUCAUCGAGUUCCGCAUUCGGACGAGGAACAAUGGGUACAGCUUGGGAAGCGUGGCCAGGACUCUCACGCUGGCCCCUCGUCAAACCAAACGCAUCCACACGAUAGCGUGGUCCAGAUCGGAAAGGGCGCAACGGAGCGAACAACAGCGACUGGCCGACACAAGCUCUGAAGUGUCAACCCACAACACCUCGUACAGCGAUGUGGUUGCCUCGACUCUCAAAGAACAGCUAUCGGGGAGCUCUUCUGCGAAGGCUUCUGCUCAAGCCGCUGGCUUUGGGGGAGCUCUAGGCGGCUGCGUCUUCGGCGGCGGCGCUGUACGUGGAUCGGCGUCUGCUAAGAGCCAGCAAAAUGCUCGAAGAGACGCGACUGCAUCUGAGAAUACAAAGUGGAGGGAAGCUAUCCGAAGGCAAGGGGAUGCGGUUCGCCAAUACGAAACGACCGUAGUGGAGGAGGUGCAGGAGGAUGAGAAUGUGGAAGGCUCCACGGAAGUCAUCCGCAACAUCAAUUAUGCGCACAGCAUUACCGUCAUAUACCACAACAUCUUGCGCCACCUGAGGAUCGAUGUGGAUUUCGCCUCGGCUCGCGAGUGUUUAUUCGUGCCAUUUGCCAUGCGGCCAUUCAAUGAUCGGCGAGCAUAUCGAUGGAAAGACACCCUGGGAGCUGUCUUGUUAAAACCUCAGUACCUUGUCGGACUCGGAGCUCUCAAGCAGUGCUUUUAUCAUGGAAAUGGGCAAGAGCCGCCGACCACGACUGACUCACUGCAAAUGCUCCAGGGUUCACUGGGCAUCAAGCUCGUAAUCGCAGAACCGGCAGGCGACUCGGAAGGAAAGUUUUGCGCAGCAAAUUGGAAGUCUAUAGAAUCCCACCUGCCGGUCGCGGAAUCCCCGCAAACUAUUUGGACGAAGACCCACAAUAGCGCAGGAAGUAUGACGUUCCAAGCAAACUACGCGCCACUUUUGGCAUCCAAAUGGUUGUCCGAUUUCGCGCUUUAUGACAACAAUGGCCAGAAGUUCAACUCGGUGGUGUGGCGGUCGAAUGCGGCUCGGUACCAGUCUGACGGGACUGUGUGGGCAAGUUUCACUAUCACCUCCGAAAUUCCCGCCUCCGAAAGAAACCGACUGAAAGAGCUUUCUGUGAGGGCGACUUGGACGCUCCCCAGUGGCUCCACAGCCGAGAUCAAGUCGGUGGACCUCGAAUAUAAGUCGUCUUUAGCUACGGAAGUACGGACGUCCGUCGGCUCGAUUGAACAGCCGUUGCUUACCCUCUGGUCGCAAGGCGAGACCUAUAGCUCGGCAUUUAUAUCGUGCCCAGAAGAGGUGUACGGUCCUGGUAUCCAGUACGGCAACUCCGAAGAGGCGGUCACGGAUCUGGUUGACCAUCUCAACGCGAACCUCGAAUAUUACCAUAAAGCUAUUUGGUGGACCAUGGAUCGCGACAAACUCUUCAUGCUCCUCGACUCAAUGACAAUGUUGUACAACGAUCAGCAAGUGAGCCUGGCUAACAUCGUCGAGCGGGAUCCGAUUACGGUGGCGGGUAAUUGCCUCGUCUACCGGGUCUCUCCUGGAAUAUUCUUGGGGACUCCAGACGGAAGCAUCACCAGCACCGAAGAGCUAUACAAUUUGUACCAUCCCACAACAGUUUCCGAACCAAUGCAUAUCAGUCUGCCGACGGACGGAGUCUACGCUCAGACUCUUAUGGACGAGUGCGUCGCGCUCGAGGAGCACUACGGUAACCACGACUGGGCGUUGGCGGACAAGGAUCCUGAUCUCGGGACUCUAAGCUGGAGCGAACUCGCACCUGAGUCUAAAGUUGACACAAGCAAGCUCAAGCCCACGGAGCUCCCCAGUUCCAUCAUCAACUUUACCAACUUUAGUCCAGUACCCCAGGCCCAAGGAAUUGCAGGCGUGCUAGAGGCGGUACAGAAUGGCGAAGCAUUCAGGGACAUGACUGGUCUAGCAAAAACCCAAGAGCUGGUGCAAUCCUCAAUGACGGCCGCCGCAGGUCUAGCAACGAGCUUUGGAGAGCGCGCUGUUGCCCUGGCGCAACAAAGGCAAGCAGUGGACACCAUGGACCGGAAGAUGGCCUCCAUCGAGCGUGCGAAGGAGAAAGGUUUGAUAUCCAAGGAAGACGCAGCAAAGCUUACCAAUGAAGCGCUUAGCCAAUUCGGCGGUAAUAGCGUACCGAAGGCUGUGCACGAGGACCGGGCAAUCCAAAAGCUGCUCGAGGGCCUGAAAGACGAUAAAUCUUGUACGAAGAAAUUAUCUGUCAAGACUGCCGAAGGAGGUGAGGUAUCGAUCGAGACGGACGACAGGACCCCAAAGAGGCCGAGCAGAACCGAUCCAGGGGAAGAGCCAGGAGAGUCUGGCAGCCCAGAGGAGCCAACCCUCGAUCCAGAAACGGCAGGACGGGUUGAUGUGCGCGGCGCUCGACCGAAUUGGUCAAGCUUUGUCAGCAAAUACUGGACGUACGGGAAGAAGAACUCAUCAGACGUCCGUCAAGCGAUAAGGCCUGAGUGGGAAGGCAUUCGACUCUACCAAGACACAUCAUGCAUGCGUCUCUCUCAAGCCCUCCGCGAAACCGGCUGUCCAAUUCCUUCGAAUGCUAAUUCCGUCCCCGGAGUCAAGACUUUCUGGUCCGACAUCCAACAAGCCUACUACAUCAUACACCCUGAGUCUAUGAGAGAGUACCUUCUUCAUGUUUGGGCACAGCCGGGGGUUACGGUCGAGAAGAAGGUCGGUGAAGAUUGGGAUGCGAACAAGAUUGCGAAGCUCAGGAAGACGAAGGGCGUUGUAUAUUUUGAAAUGCCCGAAGGGUCGCCAGAUGCGCACUUUGAUCUGUGGGAUGGGACCAAUUUCAGCGCGGAGUUACAUGAGGAUGAGUGGAGUGGUAAUGCGAAGAGCUAUUGGAAGUUGGCGAGCAAGGUUUGGGUUUGGGCAUUGUCGUGAACACGGGUCGUGGGGCAGAAUACGGAAUAUGACGGCAUCAGAUUUCUGGUAGGCUAAACUGGCUUGAUUCUCUCAACACUGUCCAAUGAAAUGGUAAUGGUGGGAAUAAGCUGCGGCUAUUAUUUAGUGACCCCGCAAAACAAGCUUUGAGACGGCAACAUCAAGCUUUUAG